GCCGCCGCCGCUGCCGCUUCGCGCGCUCGCCGCCCAGCCGAGCUGCGCAUUCACUUCCGCCGGGCCAGGUCUCGUUCCCGCCGCCGCCGCGCGCACAGGCGCGCCCCCUUCAGGCACGCGCCCGCCUUCCCUCACUCCCUCACACGGACGACAACAACGCCUCGGGAGCGAGCCGGGGACAAGUUUGUGCCUCUCAUAGCAGCAGCGGCGGCGGACGAAAGCAGCUUGGGAGCGGACAGCCAUUGCUCCGCCCGCCCGGUCUUCCUCCUCCUCCUGAUCCUGCUGGCGCGGUAAGCUCUUCUGCCAUUGCCCUGCCCUUCUGCAUGGAGUGUGCCGCGCAAAAGCCGCAGAGAGGCUGCCGCCGCCGUAGCCGCCCGUACAAGAAGGAGGGACGGGGCGAACAUCUGGCUCUCCCAGAUGUUGGUGCGCAUGUUGGUGAGGAAGGGCGCCCAGCAUCCCCGUCGCUUUCCUUCUCCCUUUUGCAGGUCUUCGCCUCGCACCCCACCCCUCAGGUAGCUCGCCGUCUCCCGCCUUAGCGUCCGAGGCGAGCUCGGUCUCACUCGCGCACCUGAGGGAGACGUAGCCUAGCCAGAUGGAGAAAAUGGGCGAGCGGAGGUGUUUGUGUCGGGUUUCCUAGGCGGGUUGCUGGCAGGGUUUCUCCCGCGUUGGGUACGCAUUGCAUGACUGUCCUCGGCUCGUGGGCUCCCAGCCCUGAAGCUGUCCACCUGCCAAAUGUGCGUAUUGUGGGUGAACCAGGAGGGACCUGCCGAAAGCAUCCCCAAGGAAUAACGGUUUCCGAAAUAGAAGCGGCCAGUUAUAUAACUCCAUAAAGUGCACCGGGGGGUGCAAAAUGCUGCCGUUAUUAAGGACACGCUGCAUCCUCCUGCGCUCGGCAACGUUUGCCUCGAGUGGGCUGCGCCACCAUUAAAACAAACACACCGUUUAUUAUAUGACAACACUUCUUGCUUCGCCAUUGGCUAGCAAGCCUUUGGAUGUUCAUCAUCAGCCUUAAUAGUGCAAACAGUAUUUUUAGCAUCGGUAUUAUGAAGUCUUUUCAGGGUGAAUUUGGCAGCGGGCGGUGGGGAGGAGGAGAACCUAUGAAGUUGUACUGGUAAAAUUUUCCCAUAAGUUACAUAAUUUCUAACAGAGAUGAUGCUGGAUGCAAAUGAAGCUCUGAGUCAGCACUGUGUCACUAAUCACAAGUUUGCAUUGAGGUCACCAUGUUCUAGUCUUCAUCCUAAAGGGCAGGUCUAUGUUGGAAGAAGACAGGUCUUAUAUUUAUUUUCAUAAAAGGGCAUGUUUCCCUUUGCCACACAGUUCAGCUGUGUGGUUCAUUUAAAACAACAAUGUGGAAAGCAAUUUUGGGCUGUAUUGAUAGGUGAUAAAUUAUUAUUAAUAAUAAUUUAUUUCUAUAGCAGCAUCAGUGAGCAUAGAGCUUUACAGAGUCCUUAAGGACAUUCCAUACACUGGAGGUAGUUGGUGGAUUUUUGGGGGGUGGGUGGGGCAGCUGCUGCUGUUUUCAUCUCUUGCCCAGGGCUAAUAUGCUUAUGCAUUGUGUAAAUAACUGUGGCCAGCCUGAAGCCUAGCUGGAAUGUGCAUGCGAGUUGCUGUAGGAUGGUGAUAGGAAGAGUUCAAAAUAUUUACCAGGAAGCUUCCUUGCAAAAUGUUUUAUCGAUUGUUGUCGUUUCAUUUGUUUUUUGUUUUCUAAACUGCCUCAGGAAUAUCUAAUUGAAAGAUGGUUUAGACAUGUUUUAAAUAAAUAAAUAAAGUGUAUGCCUCAGCAAAACCCAAAAUGCAGCCUCACAGUAGACAUAAGAUCCAUAGUGACAAACCUGCUGUCUUUCGUGAACAUCUUGAGCCCAGCAACAUGUAGUCUGAGUUCUUGUCUCCGGUGGUGAGUGCACUCAUUCUUCAGCACUGGGACUUGGUUUGCCAUUAAAUGAAGAAAAGAGCUCCCUUAAGGAUAUGGAAUGUGCCAAGCUUCCUCCCAAACUCAGGCUUCAAGCAAUUUCUAAAAGCUCAUUUGGAACCCAAGCUCGCCCCAUCUUAACCCCCUCAAGGUUCACAGAAUCUUAGCACUACGACUCGCUCCCCUGGCCUCUGAGUAUGAGCCACCAAGCAUAGAUCAUAAUAGCCUCCAUAUGCCAGUAGUCCAGAAAAUGUACAACAUUUGGCUCAGUCUGGUUUAUCUCAAUUUUAUUGAAACAUAAAUUAUUGUCUUCCCUUUGAACGCCCCCUCCUGCAUUCAUAAAUAGACCAACACUUGAUAUUGUUUCAUUGGUAAAAUUAGAGGGAAAAUGACUAUUACUCAUACUUAUUCUAAGUACAAUCACAAGGGCUCCUGAUUGGAUGUCCGGCUAUGUGAUGCUGAAUGUUACCUGUUAUCUCUGUUCUUUGUUUUUGUUUAAAUUCACGAACCAAGAACUUACACAUUGAUCACUAAUAAUGAACCAUAUGUUAUAGAUAUUACUGAAAAUUUAUUAUGCUAUUUUUGUGAUAUACAAAUGAAAUAAGAAGGUUUGGUAUAUUUAUUUGUAUUAUUAUUCCUACGAUCUUUAUUUAUAAAAUCCAAUAAAAGGUUAUUAAAAAUAAUAGCCUUCAUAUUUUGAGAACUAAGGAGAACACUUGAACAGACCAGGAAACACACCCCAGCUCUACUCUUUGGGGAAACUGUACCCAAACUGCAGCAACCUCUCUCUUGCUCACUUCAACCCCUCCCAGAAGUCAAUAUUGCAACCCAACCAAAUCCAUGCAUAUACAGGUGAAACUCGGAAAAUUAGAAUAUUGUGGAAAAGUUCAUUUAUUUUAGUAAUUCAACUUAAAAGGUGAAACUAAUCUAUGAGAUAGACUCAUGACAUGCAAAGUGAGAUAUGUCAAGCCUUUAUUUGUUAUAAUUGUGAUAAUCAUGGUGUACAGCUGAUGAAAACCCCACCAACAGUCUCAGAAAAUAGAAUAUUAAAUGAAAUCAGCAAAACAAGGACUGCAAAUAGAGCAAUAUUGGACCUCUGAGAAGUAGACGCAUGCAUAUGUACUCAUUACUUGGUUUGGGCCCCUUUUGCAUCAAUUACUGCCUCAAUGUUGCAUGGCAUGGAUGCUAUCAGCCUGUGGCACUGCUGAGGUGUUAUGGAAGACCAGGAAGCUUCAAUAGCAGCCUUCAGCUCUUCUGCAUUGCUCGGUCUCAUGUCUCUCAUCUUUCUCUUGGCAAAGAUUUGGGGAGCCAUCCCCCCUGACUCUCCCCUCCCUUCUCCACAGCACUGGACGAGCCCUGGUGGCUGCUUACCUGUGUCUUGCAAGCUGCAGGGGCUGGCGGCGGCAGCGAGGGGACGAUGAGUGGUGCAUGAAAGGGCUCCAGAGAAGGGCUGCUUAAAAUGGCUGCUGGCACCAACAAAGCCCAGCCCCCUUCCUCCUCUAGGCAGGGCAGGAAGAAGCCAGGAGGGAGGGAGGAGGUGCCGGCACCACCACCAAGGGAAGGAAAGGGAAAGAGUGCAUGUGCGAUUCCCGGACCAUCCGCGGGCCGGAUCCAGAAGGCAAUUGAGCCUGAUCCGGCCCACAGGCCUUAGUUUGCCGACCCAUGCCUUAUCCCUUCCCUGUUUUGGUUUUUGGAGAGGAACAGCAAUGGGGGGAAGCAAAAAAGAUUGGUUAAUGCAAUACUAUUUAAUUGAAUUUAAAAAAAAAUUGGAGUGGGCAGAGCCCUAUAGUCUAUGAUAAAGGAGUCUUCAUUAUCCACAACAAACUCUUCUAGCUUCAGCGUAAUUCAGUAAAGUAGCAUCCAGAAAAACUGUUGUUGAAAUCUAAAAGCUUUUGCGUUCUCAGUUUUACUGGGUUUCCCUGUAUUUCCUUAGAACUAAUUUGAUUGUUCUUACUUUUGUGAUUCAGGGGAGCUUCACAGACCUUGAAAAUGUCUUCUGUCAAACGCCUUGUAUAUGCUGUCAUCCAUUUCUUGCGAGAACAGAGUCAGAUGGAUGCAUUCACAUCAGAUGAACAAGAAAGCUUGGAAGGUUUGUGGUGAUGACUGAAGAGUCAUGAUGCCUGAUGGAAGUGUUGAUGUCAAAUGUGUGAAAACCAAGAGAGGCAUUAAAGCUGUGUUUGUUUUAUUCUGUGCUGGAGGUUUUCAAGCAGAGACACCUUGUUAGAAGAUGACUAAUAGCAGACAGACUUCCCAGAAAGACAGCUUGUCGAAACACAACCAAUGUUCCCUUGCAGUGUGUAAUUCCUAGAGAGAGCUGGGUCAGGUUGCAGUGGGCAGCCAGGCCUGGCGCCUGGUUUGUCUACAUGCUGUGCAUAGUUAAACUGUGGAACUCACUCCCACCGGAGGCAGUGAUGGAAGCAGCAAUGGACACCAACUAGGGUGGCUUUAAAAGAGGAUUGGACAACUAUAUAAAGGAUAAGGCUUAUCAAUGGCAACUAGCCAUGAUGAUCUGUCUCCAUGAUCAGAAACAGCAAGGCUUCUAAAUGCCAGUUUCUGGAAACCACAAGAGGAGAGAAUGCUCUUGUGUUCGGGUCUUGCAUCCAGGUUUCCUGCAGGCAUCUGAGCAGCUACUAUGAGAACAGGAUGCUGCCAUAGAUGUCCCAUUGGCCUGAUCCUUAUGCUCUUAGUUUACAUGGAGCAACAAUGAGGCUCAGUUGGCAGGAAACCACAAACUGGGUAGCCAAAAAUUGCUUCUGGAGGCUGGUGAGGCUCAUCUUUCUUGCUUCAUACACCACGGAGGCACAGUAAAGUCUUCCAUGUGACAUGCUUAGAUCAAAGGCAAGGAUAGGGAGGUAUAGCUCUAGGUCUGCCCCUCUAUGUUGAGGGAAUGUCAGCUGGGAGUGGCUCCCAUCCUGCUUGGUAUGCAGUCAACUGGAGUUUCUCAGGGUACUUCCUACCCGAGAGUUGAAAGGAGAUGAUGGCAAAACCAUAGUUCAUUUGGGAGCCAUCUGUGGGCCAACAGCAGAUUCAUUACAUACAUGAAAUUGCCUUAUUCUGCACUGGAUGUUGAUGUGUGAUUGCUAGGCUGUAAAUGAACUGACCUGGACCCUGAGAUCAUCUGAGGCACUGCUUCAUGUUCCUCCUCCACAGGAGGUUUGGAGGAUGGCAACACGGGAUCAAGCCUUUUCAGUGGUGGCCCCCUUUCAUUCAGAACAGUGAACUGCAAUACUUGCAUAGGCAUAACCCAGCAAAAUAGAGUCAAAUGGAACUGACAUGCUGAGGGAUUGGAAAAAUUGUGCUUGAUUAGACAGUAGAAUUUUUCUCAGUGUAAGCAAUCCAAGCAUACGGUGAGAUUAAGUAGCAGGGGAAGAGAGAUGUUAAAGCUCAAGCAGAGCAUGAAGCAAUAUAGCUUCAUGAGAAGCUAUAUUGAGAAGGCUAUGGAUCAGGCUAUAGAUUGGGCUGGGGAACAUGGGACUCUCCAAAUUUUGGGGGCUCCAACUCCCAUUAUCCCCAGCCAGCAUUGCCACUGGUCAGGGAUGGUAGAAGCUGAAGUCCAACGUUCAUCUGGCACGUCACAGGCUUCCCACUCUUGACAUAUAUAUACAGUGGUACCUCAGGUUACAUACGCUUCAGGUUACAUAUGCUUCAGGUUACAGACUCCGCUAACCCAGAAAUAGUGCUUCAGGUUAAGAACUUUGCUUCAGGAUGAGAACAGAAAUCAUGCUCCGGCAGCGCAGCGGCAGCAGGAGGCCCCCAUUAGCUAAAGUGGUGCUUCAGGUCAAGAACAGUUUCAGGUUAAGAACAGACCUCCGGAACGAAUUAAGUACUUAACCAGAGGUACUACUGUAGUGUGACUGGUUGCACAGAUUGAGGGCAUAGACAGGAAUAGGAAGCUUAUACAGAAGCAAAGAGGAGUCAUGACCUAUUAAGGAAAAUGGGUGCAGCAAGAUGAUGGGACUAAUCAGGCAGGCAUCACAAAUUGCUUGGCAAUUGAGGCCCUUUGUAUGACUUACAAGACCUUUUACACUCUCCUAUAUAAAUAUAUGGGAAUUCUGAGUUCCUUGGCACAGCACGUACCUUGACCAGCAGAGUAUGGGCAGCAGGAAUUGAGCAACUUCAUGCAUGGAAGAAUCUGCCCCUUCAUCCCCCACCUUGCCAUACUCCCAGUAAUAAUAUAUGGGGUUGGCGGGAGAUGGAGCAUCAGUGGUGCCCUUCAAGUGGUGAUGCCCCUCCCCAGGAAUGGGAAAGGCAGGCCAGAGGUCCAGGGAACUCAUGAGUUUUUCAGUGGCUCCACAGGUGUGCACCUGUGGGCUGCUUCUAUUUUGGAGGUGCCCCCCCAAUACUUACUGUUACCCUGUUGUGCCCUUUUCCCCAUGCCAGUGAGUGCUGCUCUGCCCUUGUGUCAUGUGCCACUCUGGCAUACUCCCUUGUUUUUUCGCAGGUUUUUUCUUAACAUCAAAUGCAGUUUUGCUGGGGGAAUAUGUAUUCGGGGUUUUUUUAAGGCCUUGCUGGCCUGCAAAGAUUGAGGGUGUGAUUCCAUGUUGAGCUUGCUGGCUUGGAAAGCAUCUCAGCAAUAAAAAAGAAGGCAGCUUGGCUUUUUGUUAGGAAAAGUUUGUUAAAAUAAAUAAACAAUUGACAGGUUUUUUUGGAAAGGUUGGAAAUAAUUCCAGGUUAAAAGUUUCCUUUCCCAAAACAAAAGCAGUGUAAAUAUAUAGUGUUGUACUCAGCUUGGGGAAACCCAGGUGAAAAUCCAACCUGAACUGCAAAUCUUACCGGCUGACACCAAGCCCUAACCUCUCAGGUUUGUUGUGAGAGAGUAUCGGGUAUACAUUAGCUUCCUCCAUCGUGGUGUCCCUCUAAAUGUUUUGUGCUAUAGCUCUCAUCAUCGUAGGAUUAUUGGCCAUUCUGGUUGCGUCUGAUGGGAGUUUUGGUCCCAAACAGGAGGGGGCAUCAGUUUGGGGAAGGCUGAUGUACAUUACCUGAACUUUUUGGAGUAAGGGGGUAGGGGAACAGUGAAGCUGUUGCAAUAGUUUUACUACAAAACAUGCUCAUUAUUCUUUAACAGCAAAGUAACUUAAUAACGUUGAUAUCCUAUAAAACCAUUCUGAAUUCCAGAAAAUUGUUUGGAAGUAUCACAAACCUAAAUAAACUUUUAUUUGAAACCAUUUGUUUAUUUUAGACUGUUCUAUCCCAGGAGGUCAGAGUGCUUUAUAGCAAUUGCAAACAGAUGAUGCAGUUUGUUCUAGAAGGCCCGUUAUUAUUUUAGAAACUCUGCACCUUUGGUACUAAUGGAAGUUGUGCAGAUGACAUGUUCGUUUGUUUUUCUUGCUUGGAUAACACAUGCACUUUUGUUAAAUCAAACAUUUUUGUGACGUUAAAGAGAGAGAGAGAAAUAAAUAUUGCAAGUUAUCAAGAUAGGCCCAGUCUGUCCUUAUUUAGCCAUAGAGAGGAAUGAUUGCCCAGCUCUUGUUGCCUGUUGGAAAGAGUUGACACUGUAGGAGUACAUGAAUGUGGUUGGUCUCUGAUUGGUAUAGAAGCAAGCCCAAUUCAAACCAUGGGUUCUCCAGCUGACUUGAUUAACCAAACAGAGUUUGUUAUAAAUUUCAGUCCUCAGUCCAGAUGACACAACAAGCCAAGAUUCAGGGAAAAUAAGCCUAAAUGCUGCCAAAGUUGUGGGGCAGGAGAGAGGUUUUUGUGAGCCUAAGGAUCCCCUCAGGCUUGUUCUAGGUCAGGCUCAUAGCGUUAAACCAUGGUUUACCGUUUCUUGUGAAAGUGGCCAAAGGGUGUAGUUGACUUAGAAACUAGGAAGACGUGAUACAAACAGCCACACCAUUAUUUUUCCCAUAUGAAGUACAUUUCCAAAGAAAUUCUAAUCCAAAUUGCCUUUUGAUGGAGGCUGAGAAAGCUGACUAGUACUUAUAAAUAACUACUUAAAUCUAUAAGUACUUAUUGAUGAAGCACGUUCCUGUGGCCAGGUUCGUCAACUGAGUCUGGGUCAAUUGGUGUUGACUGAGAGAAGGCAGUGCUUUAUUGAUCCAUUACAUGUUAUAUUUGCUGAUUUGCACAGAUUUAGCUGCCAAAAUCCACCUCUGAUUUCUUUCAAGUUCUUUGGUUUCUGCCAUUAAUAACCUGCCUUUCUUCUAUCAUGGCAUACAUAUGGUCACUCUUCCGCAAUAGUGGGUUUGAUUCUGGUUUUAGUGAAUUGUCAUUAUAAGGCAGCAACCAUGGAAUGAAGAAUUUGUGUUACUUGUAUAUAUUGGUAAAUUAACAGGUGGUUUCCUUUUUAAAAAACAAAACAAAACAUAUUUCUCUACAGUGGCAAUUCAGUGUUUGGAGACAGUCUUUAAAAUUAAUUUGGAGGAUUCCCAUCUUGCAGUACCUAUACGUUUGACAGAAAUGUUUGAAGAUUCUUGUCACAAGGUAAGAUUGUAUUGGAGCAGAUAUGUUUAUAACUUAAAUAAUUUUAACAGGGCACAGUUAUUUGUUUUCUUAGGCGGUUUUAGUUCUAGCAUGUUAGUUGAAGAAAAGGGACUAGUGGUCUGGUUCAGACAAUCAUAUCUGCCCUUAAUAAGCUAAGAACAAAGAGCCUCACAUGCAACUCUUUUUCUACCGCUUUUGCAACAUGCCUGAAUUCAAUGAAGAAGCCACCAGUGAACCAUAGUUUGAACAGGAAAACUUGGUGGUCACCAUCUUUGGAACAAGCCAGAAUCUUAAACCAUGUGUUAGGCUUACUUAAACUUGUAGUCUUGUUCCAUCCUGUCUUGUUCCAAGGCUGGUAAGUAUAGUCAGUCUCCUGGUUUGGACAAGAGACUACCAUGUUUCAUUCAGGCCAGUAAAGGGUAGCAAAACAAACUGCAUGUGCAGGUAAAAGGUUCAUUCAUAUUUCAUCUUAUUAAGCCAAAAUAAUGAUUGUUCAAACACUGGUAAUCACUCAAAAGAGGCUUCAGUAAUAAGUAAAUAUAUACGUACAGAUGAACUAAAAAUGAAUAAAUACGCAAUAGUCACUAUCCUGAUAUGUGUGUGCCAAGUUUUUACUUGAAAGCAAGUGUUUAAUUUUAAAAUAAAUAAGACUUUUAUAUGGGUACAAAGGUUCUGAGGGUCAGGUACCUGUUACUGAGUUAACAGCUAGAUUACAAAUUUCCGGCACCCAGCGUUGAGCUGCAUGCAAGAAUCUGCAUAUUUAUUAAACAGGAUUUGCAAUAUUCACCACUUGUUUUAGGCAGAAGACAGUCACGUGCUCAGAUUAUAAUCAAUGUUGUAGAAGCUGACUGCAUGCAACUGAGUCCAGCAUGGAUCGUUGCACUUUCACACCCAACAGCUGGAUGUUUUGUUUUAAAACCCAAUGCAGUAAAUGCAAUUCAUACCUGAAUAUUCCAGAUUACUAUAUUAUUUUGAUAUGUGUCUCAGUUCCUUGAUGCACUUAAAAACGAGAGUAAUAUCCUUUAUACCAGUUGAUUUUUCUUGCCCUUUUUUUAGAUUAUUCAUCUGUACCUUGCAAAAUAAGCUAAUAUUAACUUAUUAGCCUGCUCAUUGCUGAUAGGCCCACUCUGGCUAAAUUUCCAUUUAAGAUUGGUAAUAGAGGUAGCUAAAUCUAGAUGAGAUUAUUUAAAAAAUGAGAUUUACCUUUCUUUAAAAUUCAUAUAGAAUGAGAUACUGCCUCUCUCAGAUUCUUUGCCAGAGGAUCUUGAGAAAGCUGACCAGCUGAAGGAUGAAGGUAUGUAACUGAGAAGAAGUAAACAUACCAUUCCAUUUUGCCAUAGCUUUCGUAGUUCAGUUGUCGGCCAUAUUGAAGUAUGGUUCAUGAAUGAUGCACACUAUUCAGGCUUCUAGCCAACCCUGUUAGUAGAAAACUGUUGGGUAUUGCAUUAGAUGCUGUAAAAUAGAAAGGAAUAGUCUGCUGGCUGCUCUGGAGGAAAUGAAAAAGCACAGGAACACUUAAAUGUAGAGCGCAAUCCUUACUUGGAAGUAGGGCUGCAAAGUUAGUGAGCUGGACUCAUUCAAUUAAAAACUUCUAAACUACUAAAAAGGUUCCCUCAUUUAAUUGGGCAGCAGUUAAAAUAUAUAUUUUAAUACAAACUUGUAUAAAAAACUGUGGGUGAGUAGUUCAGUCUUGGAAGAGGCAGUCUUCUUUCUCUUACACAGAGAGUGUGUGUCUUCUGAGAAGGUAACUGCUAUUAAACAAGGGAGGAAUUCAGUGUCACACUCUUGAAAUUGCUCUGACAGCAUAAGAUUUUCAGCUUGCCGGAUGGAAUAAUCCUCCAUUCUCCUCCCUCCCCAUCACCUACACUGUUCUGGAGGUUCUUCUGACCUCCCUUGGAGCCAAAUUUGGGGUGGCCAUGGGGGAGAAGCAGGGGGAGAAGCCACGCUACACAAGCAGAAGUCCUUGUGCAUGGCUUCCACUGAAAGGGCUUGUUGGGUGAUUUCUGCCCCCCAGGUAUUUUAUUAUCAUCAUACAAAAUGAAAAUAAAUAGAACAAAAUACUUAUUGCUUCAGAAAUAUGAUUUGUGCCUGUGUGCAAAUUUAAUUGCCUAUCUAAUUAGUAGAUUAACAUUUCUUUUAAUACACUUGCAGCUCUGUUUGGAAGUACAGUGGUGCCUCGCAAGACAAAAUUAAUUCAUUCCGCGAGUUUUGUCGUCUUGCAAUUUUUUUCGUCUUGCGAAGCACGGUGUCGGGAAAGUUUUGGAAAAGCUUCAAAAAUCACCAAAGUCUUUAAAAACCUCAAAAAAGGCUACCACACCGCGUUCUAUGAGUUGCUCCUCAAAGUCAAGUCGCAACUGUAUUAACGGUGUUAAGAAAAAGGAAACAAACUUGCAAGACGUUUCCGUCUUGCGAAGCAAGCCCAUAGGGAAAAUCGUCUUGCGAAGCAACUCAAAAAACCAAAAACCCUUUCGUCUAGCGAGUUUUUUGUCUUGCGAGGCAUUCGUCUUGCGAGGUACCACUGUAAUCCCACUGAAUUUAGUAAAACUUACUUCCAUAAAAGUGAGUUAGGUUCCUUGUCUCUGUUGUGUGCUGAUUGCAAGCAACACCUUUAAGGCAUGUUCCAUUCCCACCCCCCAAGGAAUGCUGGGCACUGUAGUUCGUUAAGGGUUGAUGGGAAUUGUAACUCUGUGAGGAAGAAGCUCACAGUGGCAGUGUUGAAUCCAGGAGCACUGCCAAACUGCAGACCUGCUCCCUCCAGAACAGGCCAUCUUCACACCUCCCUGAUGCGAUAACUCAGGAAACGUCCCAACUCAGUUUUCUCAGGAUUCAGCUUCAUUUUAUUGACCUACAUAAAGCCCAUCACCAUCUCCAAGCUCUCACCUCCACUGCCUCUCCUGAUUCAGAUGGAACAGAGAAAUGGAACAGAUAUAUUGAGUAACUGUUAAGUAUUUUAUAUAUACUGCAAACCCUUACAGUUGUUAUCCCGUUCACCCAUGCUGUAGGCCUAUGAAAUAGGUAAUAAAAGCUUCCCCUAUUUUAGAGAUUUGGGGGCACCAAGGCUGCAGUUCUGUGAUAUGUCCAAGGCCCCCACUCAUUUAUUGACACGGCAUCUAAACACAAAGCUUUCAGAUACAGUUAUAGUAUUCUAGCUACCAAACUAUACUGACUCGCUUAUUCUACCCAGUUUCCUCCUUGUUUAAUAUGACGAAAUCUCUUGAAUUUCCACAAGCAAAGGUCAUAUGUUGUGUCAUUUUGUAUCAAGGAAAAUUGCAUGGAAAAGGCAUGCAUAGUUCUAGUUGGCAUGUGUUAUACUGCUGAAAGCAAUUUGUUUCUGAAAAGACAAUUGCAAAGGGCAACAGAGUCAUAAAAGUGUUUUAUGUGGUGUAGUUUAUAACAAUCUGUGGCUGUUGUUUAAUACAUCAGCAUUCCAAUUAUCCACAAAAUUUUAUUGUUGCAAUUUAUUUCAGGUAAUAAUCACAUGAAGGAAGAAAAUUAUGGUGCUGCGGUGGAUUGUUAUACUCAGGCUAUAGAAUUGGAUCCAAAUAAUGCAGUUUAUUAUUGCAACAGGUAAAUAAACUUGGAACAAUGAAUUAUAUCAGUUUUACCAUCUGUCUAUAUGUCUACAGUUCCCCAGAACACGGCUCCAAACUCUUGUCCUUGUUUGAUCACCAGCAUGGUUUCCCCCCCCAUAAAAACUCCACUACAUUUCCUUAAGUAGUCCAGUUCAGUCCAUUGCGAAGUUAGUUUUGUUCAGGUGACUUUGCUGGGGAUAGCGUUGCAAUGCUAAAUAUAUUUCUUGGAAUUAAGUUCUGCUGAGAUUGAUUGGAAUUAAUUUCCAAGGAAACAUUAUUAGGAUUGGGCUGCAAAUUAGUUUAAAUGUUAGGAUGUCAACAUUACUGGAUUGGGUUGAUGAGUGGAUGGAUAGUCUCGUUGUUGAUAUACACUUUUCUUAGCUGCACUCUUUGUUCUUUUUCUUUUUCACUUCAGAGCUGCUGCUCAAAGUAAGUUGAGUAACCAUAAUGAAGCAAUAACGGACUGUGAAAGAGCUAUAGCAAUAGAUCCAAAAUAUAGCAAAGCAUAUGGAAGAAUGGGGUAAGUAAACCUAAUUUGUUUGAACAUCAAAUUAAAGUGUGUUGUCCUAACACACUUACACAUCAGAUAUCAAACUCUCGCCACACUUACAGUAUGCCCCUGGGAUAAUUUCUGAUCUCUUGGCAACUGCCUAUCAGAUUUAUUUUAUUCUACCAGUACAUCAACACUGCAGACUCUGUCUAAGAGGAGUCAAUAUGGAUGUCACUGAGAAUGAUACAGCAGCAAUAGCAACUAUUAAUUUCGUUUGGCCUAAAACAUUAUAUGUACAACUACAGUGCUAAUUGCAAUAAGAAACAUAUUUGAGUUAGAUGGUAUUGGUUAAGUUGGACCCUCUGUAAAAGAGACAUAAAGCUGGUGAGAUGAUACCGUUAUUGGGCUACCUAGGACUGCAGAUGUGCAAUUUUGAAUUUAGCUGAACCUUUCAACCUUUAGCUGAACAGCCAAAAUUACUAGUACAGUACAGGUAACUUGCACCUUACAUGGGGGUUAUGUUCCUGGCCAUUAUGCAUGCAAGCAAAACCAUGCAAAGCCAGAAUGACCCCUAGAAAGCAUUUACAUUUUUCCUAGAACCCUGCCCCCUUUUAAUUUUUUUGUCAAGCUUGAAAAGCUGCAUGCACACAAGUUAAAUGCAAGUAAGCGGCAGGCUUGCUGUAAAUUUCUCAUACGACUUUACUUUUAUUUUAUAUUUUGAAGAAUUUUAUCAUUUAUACAAGACAUCUGUUUUUGAAAAUUGAAGUUAACUUUUUUUGGGGGGGGAGUGCAAGUAGUUUGUCUUGUCUAGAGCACAGAAUAGCCUGGCACUGGCACUGAAUGAGGUACUGCCCCACCAACCCCACCCUGCCCCCAUCUGUCUGCCUUCUUACUUACAACCAGUCAGAAGGUGGCUCUGCUUGUCACUGGUUCUGGUUUCAGCUACCGUUGGGCUUCCUGCCUUCUGCUCUGCUAGUCUCAAUGGACACCAGCCAGUCAGUGUAGGCAACAGUCUAGUUCACUGCUGGGAGUUCCCUAACACCUCAAAGCCAAAACAAACUUAUUAUGUCUUAAAAGUUUUGUGGACUAGAGUCUACUUCCUUAGAAUUUAAGCAGCUUUUACAUUUUUUUCAUUUAAAUCAAUGCGAAUUAGAUCAGAAAAUACAAGUACUCUUUCAGAUUGGCUUUUUCACAUUGGCUUCCUUUGUUCGUAUCAGAUUGGCUCUGACUUCAAUGAACAAAUACCAAGAAGCAAUUAAUAGCUAUCGAAAAGCACUGGACCUUGAUCCAGAAAAUGACUCCUAUAAGUCAAAUCUGAAAAUAGCUGAACAGAAGUUAAGAGACAUGUCCAGUCCUGUAAGUUGGCUUUCAAACUAUUUAUUCAACGAUUGUAAUGACUCGGUGCUACUUUGUAUAGGAUUGAUGUGUAUAUUUAAUUUUCAGACUGGAACUGGAUUAAGUUUUGACAUGGCAAGCUUGAUAAACAAUCCUGCCUUCAUUAGCAUGGUAAGUUCAUUUAAAAUUAUUUUUUUGUGGUUUCCGUUUCAGGUCCUCCUUCUGUUUCAUAUCUUAUUUUGCUCUCCUGAAGAGCAAUUUAGAAACCUCAACUCUUCUUACUCAAUGCUGACAAACCCCAUGGUAGAUUGUCACUGAUUCUUUUGUUUUGCUAUAAUGAAUUCUGCUCCCAAGUCUUUGGAAUGCAUUUCACAAUAGUUUUGGGGAGGGUCUUAUGGCUGCUUAGAAACCGGACCUACAUUGUAUAUCCUGGUAAAAUGAGGUUUUCUAUGAGCCUCUCAAAACUGAGACCCCGUAAGGUGUUGGAUCCACAGCUGUUUGGAAUGGAACUCUGCCAACUGGGGGCUCUCAUAGGCAGACGGGAAGGAGGGAGAUGCAGUUUUUGCCAGUUGCCCCCUAAAUCCCCCCCUAUGCUACCUGAAAACCUGCUCCAGAAUGUUGGAACAUCUUCCAGAAGAGUGUGGGAGGUGGCUCUUAGAGCCGCAGAGGGCAAGGGAAAUUGGCAAAAAUUGCCUCGCCCCUUUUCCUCUAGCAGGAGCUUCCACUGGAUCCAGAUCGCUUCUGCAAAUUGAGAAAGCUCUUCUGUUUGCAAAACAGCAGGUUUGGAUCGAGCCCAAGGAAUUUGCUUGCCAGACAGCUUAGGGUUGGUCAAAGGUUUGACCUCUGUUCACAAUGCUUGGAAUUUCAAGCCGCCUCUUUAUUCACUGUGCUAUGGGCUAAACACUGGCUGCAUUACAACUCAAGGCAUUUCAUCUUUCAUUUCAGGCAGCGAGUUUAAUGCAGAAUCCUCAAGUUCAGCAACUGUAAGUAUGAACUAAGAAUGGAGUCUCUGUUGAAAGACAUAAGUGAAAAAGUCUUUGGCAUACCACAGAGGAUAUGGGGGUUUUUUUGGGGGGGGGGACUCUGAACUAGCAGUUUUCACCUCAUGGGCACACCUGUUCCUUCCCUCCUCCCACCCCCGCAGAAGGCACUUCCUAGGGCUAAAAAGUCAUUAAUCAUUUUUCUUGCUAGUAAUAAGCAGCAAUUCAGGGAUUGCCAAGAGCAAAAAUCUGUUAAAUAUUAUGUGUGCUGCAGAUAGGUGAAGAAGAGGCUUAAGACCCUAGAAUCAAAACUGACACUGGGAUCUCAGAGACAACAUAAUACAUGAACAGACCUUGAAUAGAUUGAAGGAGGCGCAGAAGACCAAUACUUUAUUAGCAAAUCAUACUUUUAUCAGCAAAAUAUUUUAUUGUUAUUCGGAAGAAUUCAACAGGAAUUUCUCAAGCACAGAUCCCCAUUGCAAUGACUCAGAAUUGUGCAAGAGAGCAGCUGUGCCUUCUAAAACUCCCAGUUGCUUUAAUUGGAGUUGUGCAAGGGAAAGUUGUGCCAAUUGACAUCCUUCCCAGAGCAACAGCUACAUUUACUUGUUGCUUAUUUUCUUUAUAUAAUAUGGCAGAGAACACUUGAUAAAUGUAUAUAUCUCACACACGCACACAUACACACACACUCUCUAAUGCCUCUAAUACAUUUCUCCAUGUAUCUAAAAUCUUGUAGGAUGUCGGGAAUGAUGACAAAUGCUAUAGGGGGCCCUGCGGCAGGUGUCGGCGGCCUCACUGAUCUGUCAAGUCUCAUACAUGCGUAAGUGACGUAUAUACUGCAAUUGCAAGUUAAUAUUUAUGAAAAUGAUUUAUUUAUGAGGUUCUUUUCAUUCAUAUGAAAUUUUAUAGACUGCUUGUCCGUAAGAAUGUUCAUGCAGUAUUAUGCAUGCAAAUACAGUACAUAAGAAGUAUAUUAGGACAUGAGUACACUAAAACAGUAUCGAACAGCAUAUAAAAUUCCUUCAUUAUCAACAAUGUCAGCCACAGGCAAAACUGGUUGUUCAGUUCAGUUGAUGAAAGCCUGGUUAAAUAGAAAAGUCUUCAUUGGGCGCCUGAAACUGAAAAUAGAACGUUUCCCUUUAAUGGUUAGUGGUACAGAAUUUUGCAAAGCUGGUGUAACCACUCUGAAGGCCCUGUUACUGGUAGUUUAAUACCUAACACAUGACACCAUUAGCAAGGCCUCAUCCACUGAAUGUAAAGGUUGGGCAGGGCUUAGGGACCAAUGGAAUAUUGAAAAUAGUCUAUUUUAAAGUUGUUUUAAAGGGGGCUGACUUAGUAGUUCUUGUUUUCUGUUGCCGUCGCUGGUUACAACUUCACAUCUAUGUUCUGAUCCUUUGAGCAUUGGGUCUGUGCUUUCCCUGUCUUUUCAGCAAAAUGAAGAGCAGCUUUCUAAAUUUCAUGUUUUUCUCAGCUUAGGGCAAAUGGGCUGUCUGAUUAGUACUUUCUUUCAGAGUUAAUUUGAGCUUUGGCUCCUGUGCUUUGAGUACAGCACAACAGUGGCUUCCCCUUGUUUACUGAUCUUUGUAAAAUAAAAACAAAAAUUUCUGUACAGAGGGCAGCAGUUUGCACAGCAGAUACAGCAGCAAAACCCGGAACUCAUAGAGCAGUUGCGGAACCACGUUCGAAGCAGAUCUUUCAGCGGCAGCACUGAAGAGCAUUCCUGAUUAAAAGCAGCAUGUGAUAGAACACUGUUUUACUAAUUCCAAAAGGCAUACUGUAGCUAGUAGCAAAUAUCACCAUUGUAAUUCUUCUCAGACAUGAGACUGGAAAUCCUUUGUGUGUAUUCCUUAUCGUCUGUUGAAAACAGAUUCAUUGCACACAGAUGUGAACAUAUCAUGUAUGUAUAUUGAUGCCUUUGUAAAUGGACUAUAAAUAAAACUGGUGACAGAUUAAAAUCUUUACAUAUAAGGCAGCAUUUUCGUAUCAAUGCACAAAAGCAUGCAAUUUUUCGUUCUCUUUUAAGAGAGUGGAUUUUUUGCACUAGGAUUGUGCGUUGAAAGAGAUCACCCACUUGUGGUGACAUAAUAUUACUUGUGGAGUAAUAAUGCUUGAUAGGCUAGUCAGUCCUAUGUAAAAUCUGUAUUCAAAAUAUAUUAAAUAAGGCAGCCUUUCCUCAAAACUGAAGGGUUGCUGCCGCCCCAGAGACAAGGCUGUGGCAAGCGAAAACAAUUUUGCAUGACUAAUGUUGCAUUUCUUACUUUAUAAGCUUAUAAAGUGAAGACUGCUUUUUUUCCACAUUGUGGGUCAUUACUAGGGUUUUUGAAAGGAAGGAGAGCAAUAGGUCUGAUUGUUGGAGUUGCUUCAGGCUAAGAUGUUGUGGUGGAAGAGGGAAAGAGGGUGAGUAAACCCUAAGCUGGGGGAGAAAUAAAUGGGUCUGUCUUGUAGGAGUUGGACCAGAAAGAUUUAAGCUGUGCAGAAUUUACGGGUCUAUGCAUAGGUACAGGCAAAGAGGGUACAGCAUGUAGGCUGACAAGCAGGGAGUACCUACUAAGUUUUCAAAGGGAGUGCUACUGUGAAAUAAUUGGAAACAUUUCUUAUAGGGCAGCUUGGGCUAGAUGUAAAAGGGGACGCUUGGCCUCCUUCUUUGCUAUACUUGUCUUAAUAGGCAGGACUUGCACAGCAGCAGUUCUGCAUUGCAAUGAAUGUAUUGAGAGGAGCAAGGAGAAGGAAAUUAUGAAAGCCAUAUUUAAAACUUGUGAUUGAGCAAUAGGUGAUUCUCAGUCUCCUUAUCAGUUUGUAAUGGAUGGAUAGCGGGGAGAAUUAUAGAAGCCCUAGCCAGAAAAGGUGCAGCAAGGGGUGUUGAGGAAAAAGCAGCGUAGAAUCAGAACAAAAGAUGGGGAUGAAAGUUUCCCCAGUAAUAUGCAGAAAUAGUCUCUCUGGCGUACACAGAACCCAAGAUUUUACCCUGGAGAUAGCUCUGAAAAUUUUGAUGGAAUGACACCAUGUUUUUAUAAAGAGAUGAGUUAUAUGCUCAUACUAUCUAUUCAAUGUAGUUGUCAUGUGCCUGUUUACGUAAUCUGUGGUUUAUGUAACCACGUAUUGGUUGCACAUUAGAAACUGUCUUAAGGGAAAUCUGACAGCAGAAAGUUAAUACAGUAUGUAUAUUGUAGAUUAUCUGAAGUCAGCUUUUUGUUAUCCCCUUUUAGUUCUGCCUUUGUUCUGAAUUUUUAUUUGUUGCUGUUGUCUUUAUGCCUCUUCCUUCCUGUACGCACCUCCUGUCACUAUAUUUUUUAUACUGUAAUUCCAACCAAACAUACUUAUGCAUUUCUGCAUAAAGUCUAUAACGAGAGAGACUUUCAGGCUAACAAUAUAUUGCCACAUUCAGGAAGUAGUUCAUUGGAGGAUAUUCAGAAUUCUGAGUGGGUGGGAGAGCACCAAGAGUGUUACAGUGCUGUUAACAUUUGACUUUUUCCUCAGCUACUCGCUCUACAAAGCAGCAGUUUUUGACCUUUGUUUUUCAAUAUACUUGGUCCCCAUUGACCUGUCCUUUUCCGAGUUCUCAAGUACCUUGGGUGUCUAGUUAUUGGCAUUAGGACAGUGCUUCAAACAUGUUUUCAUUCAGAAGUAGGAGUCGCUGCUGAGCAAGUGUAAUUAGAAUACUGAAAAUAUGGAAUAUAAAGCUUGCAGUAUAAAGGUACAACGCAAACUACUCAUUAAAUUGCUUUUGAGUAAUUAACAUUUAAAUUAAUUAGAAAUGGCAGUAGCUAUACACUGGUGUCCUGAAUUCACUGGGUAGAAAUAGUCCAGUGCUGAUUUAACCAGUCAUGAUAGUGUUUUCAAAAAGUAUGAUCAGAGAUGCAAUCUCCUUCAUGGCUACCACCCCAUAUUUAAGUUGCUGAUUAGCACCCGGUUCAGAUGUUCAGUGAACUAACCAGAUAAGAUAUGUUUGAAACAGCAGAAAGUGUUGCAUUUAUGGCAAACAACUAGCCUUUUCACACUGUUAGAUCAGGCAGACUGUUUUCCAAAUAAAAAUGCACAUUCCAAAUAACAGUUUAGGUAGCAGCUAUUCACACUCGAAUCUGUUCUUCAGUUUUCCAUAGAUGACUCAUGGAUCAGUCUUGUGUUGUUUGGAAUAAGUUUAAUAAAAGAACACUUAAAAUAAAGAAUAGUUUACUGUUUUCCAAUAUUGUCUGUAUAGUUUUUACUUCCCAUUUCUUGUUUCAUGAAGAAAUUGACUUUAUUGUACAAAUUGGUUUUAAACUAGGACUGUUUCUAGGGGUUUCUGUCUGCUAAUAAAACUAGUUUUCCCUAUCUGCAGCAUUAAGGAAGAAACAGCCUUGCUGUUGAAUCCUGCACCUAUAGUUUCCUUUUAAGUGUGUUAAGGGCUGAUUUAAUACAAUAAAUCCUCACUGUGUAUCAUUC
Podarcis lilfordi (Lilford's wall lizard) is the source of this 19125-nucleotide messenger RNA. Lineage: Eukaryota; Metazoa; Chordata; Lepidosauria; Squamata; Lacertidae. The record is from the annotation of a GenBank genome assembly.